Messenger RNA from Suricata suricatta (meerkat), 2359 nucleotides. RefSeq names its product ADAMTS like 5 (gene ADAMTSL5). Gene Ontology annotation, cellular component: extracellular matrix. Gene Ontology annotation, biological process: extracellular matrix organization. Lineage: Eukaryota; Metazoa; Chordata; Mammalia; Carnivora; Herpestidae. Gene Ontology annotation, molecular function: protein binding; metalloendopeptidase activity. Bases 363 to 1931 code for a protein of 522 amino acids. The transcript has 13 exons. The record is from RefSeq and is a predicted model, not a curated record.
GGAGGGGCUGCUGCUGGCUCCCCCCGCCCCUCCCCGCGGGCCCCGCCGCUUCCGCCUGUCCUGCGGCCGCCCGGGGAGCCAGGACUUGCCGCCUGGGCUCUACGUAGCCGGCUGCCCUUGGUGGGGCCCACACCCUGCACAUGAGGUCACGGGGCACCGGCUGGACGGGGGCCGGGUCAUCCUGCCUGUGAUCCCCAAUCCAGGGGCUCCCUGCCGCCACGGGGCUGGGAGCCGAGGUGGCCCUGGAGGCCCAGGUGCAGCCAGGGGGCUUCUGCCAGGGACUCAGCCCCCUCACCAGCCGCACCUUCUGCAAAGUCCCUCAUACAGCCCUGGACUGAGUCCAGCUGGUCCCCAUUGUACAGAUGGGGAAACUGAGGCCUGGAGAUGUGGAGUGGCUGGCCCCUGGCCACACAGGAAGAGACAAGAACAGCAGCCCAGAGAGCUUAAAUUACUGCCCCAAAUCACACAGCCAGCUGGCACUGAGCUGGGGUUCCGACCCUGGCCUGCGGGCGUCCCCACCGCAGCGCCCUGUCUGCUCCCCCACGCUCCGCCCCCUCCUUCUGCUGUGGACCCUCCUGAACUGUGGCUUCGGGGGCAGCGCUCAGGGUCCAGGUGAGUGGAGCCCCUGGGGCUCCUGGACCCGCUGCUCCAGCUCUUGUGGGCGGGCUGUCUCUGUGCGCAGCCGGCGCUGCGUCUGGUUUCCCGGGUUAGGGGCAUGCUGGGGAGACACCCACGAGUACCGCCUCUGCCAUUUGCCGGACUGCCCCCCAGGGGCCAUUCCCUUCCGAGACCUCCAGUGUGCCCUCUACAAUGGCCACCCGGUGCUAGGCACCCAGGAGACUUACCAGUGGGUGCCCUUCUACGGCGCUCCCAACCAGUGCGACCUUCACUGCCUGGCCGAGGGCCACGCCUUCUACCAUACCUUCGGCCGCGUCCUGGACGGCACUCCCUGCAGCCCGGGGGCCCAGGGGCUCUGCGUGGCUGGCCGCUGCCUCAGCGCCGGCUGUGACGGUUUGCUGGGCUCGGACGCCCGCGAAGACCACUGCGGCCGCUGCGGCGGCGCCAACGAGUCGUGCCUUUUCGUGCAGCGCGUGUUCCGUGACUCCGGUGAUUUCGCUGGGUACUGGAACGUGACCCUGAUCCCCGAGGGCGCCAGACACAUCCGCGUAGCCCACCGGAGCCGCAACCACCUUGCGCUGAUGGGGGGCGACGGGCGCUACGUGCUCAACGGGAACUGGGCGGGCAGCCCACCCGGGACCUAUGAGGUGGCAGGCACCCGUGUGGUCUACACCCGCGCUGCAGGGCCAGAGGAGAUGCUGCGCGCGGCUGGGCCCACCUCCCAAGACAUGCUCCUGCAGGUCCUCCUGCUGGAGCCCAAUCCCGGCAUCGAGUUCGAGUUCUGGCUCCCGCGGGAGCGCUACGGCCCCUUCCAGGCGCAGGCGCAGGCCCUGGGCUGGUCCCUGCGGCAGCCGCAGCCUCGGGAAGUAGAACCACAGCCCACUGAUCCCCCCGCGGCCCCAGCUACUGUUUCCCCAAGGAUCCCGCCCUCGUCCCCCGACCCCUGCUCACCCUGCCCGGACACUCGAGGGCGCGCGCACCGGCUGCUCCACUAUUGCGGCAGUGACUUCGUGUUCAGGGCCCGGGUGCUGAGCCGCCUCCAGCAGGCCCGGGAGACACGCUAUGAGAUCCAAGUGCAGCUCAUCUACAAGAACCGCUCGCCGCUGCGGGCCCUGGAGUACGUGUGGGCCCUGGGCCGCUGCCCCUGCCCGCGGCUGGACCCGCACCGCGAGUACCUGCUGGCUGCCCAGCGCCUCAUCAGCCCUGACGGCACACAGGACCGGCUCCUGCUGCCUCACGCCGGCUACGCCCGCACGUGGAACCCUGCCGAGGACAGCCGUGUGCGCCUGGCUGCCAGGCACUGCCCCGCCUGAGCCACCGGACGGGGCCGCUGCCUGCGGCGAGACAGACAUGCCCGGCCUGGCUCAGACUCAGCCUCGUUCCCGCUUGCCCUGGCUCCCAGGGCUUCCAGCCACAGUUGUGAGGCUUCCCGUCACACACGCUUAGCUGUCCGCACACGGUCAGACCCGCUGUCAUGAGCAGGAGGCACUGGUGAGGACACACCGAAGAGACGCUAACUCUUAUUUCCUCUCUCACUCUGGCUGCCAGGAAACUCACAGGUGUUUUAUCCUUAGAACCUUUGUGUCUGCUUUGACUUGCUUUGCCUCACACUCACUUUCUUAGAGACGCUGUCACAACAAGCACGGCCCAAAGGAAGCGUGCUCCACAAGACCUUGGAAUAUAGCACUUGCCCCGCUUGCCCUGGCUCCCAGGAAGUUCAGAGAUAAUCUUGAGCACCUCA